Solanum stenotomum is the source of this 1160-nucleotide messenger RNA. RefSeq names its product bZIP transcription factor 11-like. NCBI's taxonomy places the organism in Eukaryota, Viridiplantae, Streptophyta, Magnoliopsida, Solanales, Solanaceae. Gene Ontology annotation, molecular function: transcription cis-regulatory region binding; DNA-binding transcription factor activity. Gene Ontology annotation, cellular component: nucleus. The transcript has a single exon. The record is from RefSeq and is a predicted model, not a curated record. Bases 424 to 939 code for a protein of 171 amino acids. Gene Ontology annotation, biological process: positive regulation of DNA-templated transcription.
UAAAACACCAGAAUAAUCCUCUCUCUUUUACCUUCUUUCUUCUCUCUAUUAUUAUACACUUUCUAGCAUUACUCUAUUUUUCUUCUUAAAUAAAAUAUUUGUCUAUUUUUGAGUAAAUAUAUAUUGAUGCUAAACUUAUUAUUUCUCAUCUUUGAAAUUGAUGUCUGCAAUUCUCAAUGAACUCUUUCUUUGUGGUUUUAUGAUAACCACAUAUAGGCACAGGACCCAUUUGGUGCAAUCUUUUUCUGUUGUUUUUCUCUAUUGGUUUUAUUGCAUCUCAUAAUCAAAUUAAUUAUGUUAUUUAAUUAAUUCCCCCAUAAAAUUAUUAUUAUUGCAUACACAUAAGUACUACUUAUAGUUUCAACCAAAAAAAUCACUAUUUUGGGUCCUGCUAAUUUUUAAUUACUAUUAUUUAAAAAAAAAAUGGUCAUGGCUUCAUCAAGUGGAACAUCAUCAGGGUCAAGGUCAGGGUCAGGGUCAGGAUCGGGGUCAGGGUCAUAUACACUUCUAAACUCGGGUUCAGAAGAAGAUUUACAACAAUUGAUGGAUGAGAGAAAGAGGAAGAGAAUGAUAUCAAAUCGCGAAUCAGCUCGGAGAUCGAGAAUGAAGAAACAAAAGCAUUUGGAUGAUCUCAUGUCCCGAUUGUCCAAUCUCAUGAAAGAAAAUAACGAAAUAUUGACAAGCAUGAGUGUCACGACCCAAAAUUACCUGAAUAUUGAGGCUGAAAACUCAAUCCUAAGAGCACAAGUGUCUGAACUCAAACAAAGGUUCGAGUCCCUGACAAAAAUCACAAGUGUCUUGAGUUACAACGACAACGACAAUGGAAUAUCAAAUGAUCAGAUAAUUUAUGAGUCGUCUUUGGCUGAUGCGCUUAUUCAGAACGAAUCUUGGAAUUAUAUGUACCACCCCAUCAUGACCGCAGACAUCAUGCAAUAUUAAUUGGUUUAUAAAUUAAGGACUUAAUCAUCAUCAGCAGGAUCUAAGAUUAAGAAAUUUUUAGUAUUAGUAAUUACUACUAAUUAGUACUUACUACUUCGGAGGGGUGUGUUUAAGUAAAGAUUAAUUAGUUUGUAAGAAUAAGUCCAUAUAUUGUUAUUAGUUAAUAUUGGGGGUGUUUGUAACUUUGUGCAACUUGUAAUUACUAAUUAGUAUGAUUUUUU